Messenger RNA from Necator americanus (New World hookworm), 675 nucleotides. RefSeq lists its product as uncharacterized. Bases 1 to 675 code for a protein of 224 amino acids. The record is from RefSeq and is a predicted model, not a curated record. Lineage: Eukaryota; Metazoa; Nematoda; Chromadorea; Rhabditida; Ancylostomatidae. The transcript has 7 exons.
AUGUUUUCCAAGCUUGUAUUCGCAAUCGUUCUAGCAUUAGGCGCAGCAGAACAAUGCCCAAAUGGACAAGCACCCGUUGGCCCUUGCAAGGAUUCAAAAUGUCAGGAUGGAUAUGAAUGUGUCAAACCAUUGGAUCAAUGCUGUCCUAUUGGGAACGAUACUUUGACAACUGUUUACCCAAGCAACACUGGUGGCCCAAGACCUGGUCCCGGACCUAUCAACCCUACUGUAGAUCCAUCAUGUAAGGAUAGAACUAAUCGAAAGACGGGGAUCUCCGAAUGUCCUUUUCGUGCUGGACUUUGUGAUAUUCCCAUAUAUUCUAGAAUAAUGACAGUGCAAUGUCCGAGAACAUGUGGAAAAUGUCCCGGACAACAACCGCUCACGAAAACCGCUUGUGUCGACUUAGUGAAUCCCGCCACCAAUAGCUCCGAAUGCUCUUCCCGGAUUGACCUUUGCAUGGAUCCAGUUUAUCAGGAUGUGAUGAUGAAACAAUGCCGAAAAACCUGCGGAUUUUGCAGUUCCACCACAAAUAAAACAGCUGUAAUUAAUCCAGCUAUGCGAGGAAAUCUGAAAAAGGUGUUCCCUAGACGUCACCAGAAGGACGUUCAAAACGAUAAUAAAACGUAUUUUCUGAAAAUCACUCUCCAGGACUUCAUUGGGAACGGAAUGCGAUAG